Molecule: messenger RNA, 1011 nt
Organism: Lodderomyces beijingensis
Lineage: Eukaryota; Fungi; Ascomycota; Pichiomycetes; Serinales; Debaryomycetaceae
Source: the annotation of a GenBank genome assembly
AUGGUUUCAUUACGUGAUCACCAUUGUAUUGCAACUGCCGAUUUAUUGGCCACGUCUCAAGCUAGUUUAGAGCCUCUCAGUGGACUUGUUGAACCGCUCUUGGGUGGCCUUACCGAUGAACUUGGACUCGGGGACCUUCUUGGCAAAAGAUUAGCUGGGGAAUUUGCUCAAGUUCCAGAUGAUAUCGCGGCAAGGGACGAUGUUGAUAAACGUUUCCUUGAACUUCUUAGCAAGUUCAAGCCUCACACGCCUACUCCUUCCACGUUCACCACCACGGCCCAUGACACCGAAACCACCACUACUCACAAAGUGGAAACUACUGUUGUUACUGUCACUCAAUGUAAAGGUCUGGAGUGUAGUCUAGUUCCCCCCACUACUGGGUUUGUCACUGUUACUGACGUUGCAACUACUUACAUCACUUUGACUCCCUUGCCAAGCACCACCACAACCACCACUGCUCCGCCUCCACCUCCACCAACAAGCACCGCUUCUGUCACUUUUGUUGAAAUUGAAACCGCGGUUGUCACCAUCACCUCGUGCUCAUUAGACAAGUGUCACACCAACACCGUCACGACUGGUCUUACCACUGUCACGGAGGACUCCACGAUUUUCACAACUUACUGCCCAUUGACAACCACUGUCCCUAUUUCUGUCCCUGCCAACCCUGUCAGCACAUCAACAGACAUUGAGACGACUCUUGUCACCAUCACUUCAUGUAAGGACAAUGUGUGUCAAACUCAAACGGCCACAAGUGGAGUUUCCGUUGUCUCUGAGAGUACUACGGUUUACACCACUUAUUUCCCAAUUGUUGCAACCUCAAGUCCAAGUGCACCACCUCCUGCAAGCUCAAGAUCCAGCUCCAGCUCCAGCUCUAGCUCCAGUUCAAAAGCACCAUCUUCCAGUGCCGCUCCUCCAGCAUCAAGUGCACCUCCUUCGGCUCCAGUUUCAAGCUCAACUGCAGCACCGGCAUCAUCGAACAUACUCCGUUUUGGGUCAUCCUGGAGAAUUUAA